AUGAGCGGUCUAGAGAAAUCGCUAUUCCAGCUAAAGUUCACAGGAAAGUCAUUACAAAGACAAUCAAAGAAAGCGCAAAAAGAUGAAGCAACCGAAAAAGCAAAGUUAAAGAAAGCAUUAGCACAAGGAAAUACAGAAGGAGCAAGAAUCUAUGCUGCCAAUGCGAUCAGAAAGAAGAAUGAAGGUUUGAACCUUUUACGACUUUCAAGUAGAAUUGACGCAGUUGCAAGUAGAGUUGAAACUGCAGUCACAAUGAGACAGGUUACCGGAAGUAUGGCAUCGGUUGUAAAAGGUAUGGACAGAGCUAUGGAAAGUAUGAAUUUGGAAAAGAUUUCAUUGGUUAUGGAUAAAUUUGAAACGCAAUUCGAAGAUUUGGAUGUUCAGACUUCUUACAUGGAAGGAACAAUUGGUGCCACAACCGCAAGUGCAACUCCGCAAGAUCAAGUUGAUACUUUGUUACAACAGGUUGCCGAUGAGAAUGGAAUCGAAGUAGGACAAAAGCUUGGAGAGGCAGGCUUGGAAGGUAAUGUGGCCGAUUUAGCAAAAGUACAAAACGAAGCACCACACAAGGAAGAGGAUGACAAGCUGGCAGAACGUUUACGUGCGCUGAGACCUGCAGUGUAA
Messenger RNA from Meira miltonrushii, 624 nucleotides. Its product is annotated as putative DID2-class E vacuolar-protein sorting and endocytosis factor. The coding region runs from base 1 to 624 and encodes 207 amino acids. Gene Ontology annotation, cellular component: ESCRT III complex; multivesicular body. The transcript is spliced from 3 exons. Gene Ontology annotation, biological process: late endosome to vacuole transport; protein transport; endosome transport via multivesicular body sorting pathway. The record is from RefSeq and is a predicted model, not a curated record. NCBI's taxonomy places the organism in Eukaryota, Fungi, Basidiomycota, Exobasidiomycetes, Exobasidiales, Brachybasidiaceae.